This is a messenger RNA of Daldinia decipiens, 1489 nucleotides long. RefSeq names its product NAD(P)-binding protein. Gene Ontology annotation, molecular function: oxidoreductase activity, acting on NAD(P)H, oxygen as acceptor. Gene Ontology annotation, cellular component: intracellular anatomical structure. NCBI's taxonomy places the organism in Eukaryota, Fungi, Ascomycota, Sordariomycetes, Xylariales, Hypoxylaceae. Bases 225 to 1214 code for a protein of 329 amino acids. The record is from RefSeq and is a predicted model, not a curated record. The transcript is spliced from 5 exons.
GAAAUGCGUCUGCGCCAUUACGCAGAUGACAUCCGUAUUAAAAAGUUGUCAUUAGAUAGAGCUACGAUCACUACACGUUUCCGUAUGCGGGCCGUUCUAUCUGGCUACUAGACGUCUUAGGACCAAGACUACUUAUAUCGAACACUCGUAGUUCAUGGAAAUAAACUGAUCUUCGUUCUCAUUUACAUUCGGCCAAGUCGCUUACUACCUAGGAAACGUAUAGCAUGUCUAUCUGCGCAAGAGCUCUUAGUAGGCGGUGCUCCCGCGUAUCGUCCAACUUUGCGAAAAUCACUCUCGCCACUGUUCCUACCACGCAAGUUAGACUGAUCCAUUCAUCGAGACCAACUUCGAUCGCGCCAACUUCAAGCAUCAUGGCCGGAUUCAGUCGUAAAACCAAUACAGUCCCCAAGCCGCCAGACUCAAGGGAAAACCCGACGAUUGGAAAUGCUCCAAGUCCAAGCGAAAAUAUCGGCCAGAAGCGAUUGGCGGAUUUUGACCUCGGCGGCAAAGUGUUUAUCGUAACGGGAGGCGCUAGGGGGCUUGGGCUAUCGUUGGCAGAGGCGCUGGCUGAGACAGGAGGGGACGUUUACUGUUUUGAUCGGGAGCCAGAAGCAGAUGAGGGCUGGAACGAAGCGGCAAGGCGAGCUGAUAAGUUUGGUGGCUCUCUUCACUACAAGCAGCAAGAUGUACAAGAUACUGAGGGGCUUGAUCGAACUAUCGCAGCCGUUGCGGAUAGACAUAAACGUUUAGAUGGCCUCAUUGCGGCUGCGGGCGUUCAGCAUCUGUCUCCGGCUGUUGAAUGCGCAGCCCGUCAGAUGUUCAAGUACAAGAUCCACGGCAGCAUGUGCUUCAUCGCAAGCAUGUCCGGAAGUGUCGCUAAUAAAGGGCUCCUAUCACCUGUAUACAACUCUUCAAAAGCUGCAGUUAUUCAGUUAGCACGUAAUCUCGCCAUGGAAUUUAGUCCUAUUCGAAAAGACGGCACGGGAGGUAUCCGGGUGAACUGCAUUAGUCCUGGUCACAUCUUAACGCCGAUGGUUCUCAAGAACUUCGAGGAAGUCCCAGGCCUCCGCGAAACCUGGGAGAAAGAGAACAUGAUGAGUCGAUUAGCAGAGACGACCGAGUUCAAAGGUGCUGCCUUGUUUCUGCUGAGCAAUGCUAGCAGUUUCAUGACUGGGAACAACCUUGUCAUCGACGGUGGCCACACGGCAUGGUAGGGCUAACUACCCCAUUGGUUAAUUAUAAGCUAUUUUCUUGUCUGGUCUUCAUAUCGGAGUUUGGCUGGUAAUGCCCGGGGUUUAUACCAGGAAGCGAACAUUUUCGAAAGCUGUGUGUGGAGCGGCUCAGUGUCGAAUAAGGGGGCCGAAUCCGUUGCGGCGGCUUCGUUGUACAUUAGCUACAUGUGUUAACGACUUGAUGACGGAUGAAUGAUAUCCUAUAGACUCGUUGGUAUACCAAUGCAUUCAUAGAAUUGGGAAGCAUCUAAGUGGCC